Messenger RNA from Mobula hypostoma (lesser devil ray), 1349 nucleotides. RefSeq lists its product as uncharacterized. The record is from RefSeq and is a predicted model, not a curated record. The coding region runs from base 63 to 1349 and encodes 428 amino acids. NCBI's taxonomy places the organism in Eukaryota, Metazoa, Chordata, Chondrichthyes, Myliobatiformes, Myliobatidae. Gene Ontology annotation, molecular function: calcium ion binding. The transcript is spliced from 8 exons.
CGCAGAUCUCGGUCCCGUGGUCUUAUCGCCAGAGGCAGUUAGAACAAUCGCAUUUCGUACGAAUGGCUGUGAAAACAUUUGGCCCUCCGAGGAGCCGCAAGAGGGUCAUAACGGCAGUUCCCACUCCACCCCGGUACCGGGCCCGCUCUUGGCCGGAAACUGUACCCCUAUCUGAGCUGUCCGAGGAGCGGUCGCCUGGUGGGGAGCCGGACACGGACUACGCUCUGUACCUGGCGAUGAAGAGGCGGCAGAGGGCCGAUCUGGAGGCUAUGGCGGAUGUGAAGAGCUGGCUCAACAGCAAACUCGCGGCCACAGACCUGGAGCUACGAGUCCUGGAGAGGCUAGAGCGGAGGUCAGAAGCAGGGGAGCCGGGGCCUGAGCCGAAACAGCAACCCAAAACCCAGAAAAAUACAUCAAGGAAGGUUUACGACAAACCUUCAUCAAUUAAUCUACCUUCCCUGGAGCCGGUUAAGCUACUCCAUGAAUAUUUAAUCAAAAAAAGACUACGAUUUGUAGAUUUCUUCCGAAGUAAUGAUCGAGGAAUGAAAGGGAAACUCUCAAAAGAUGAUCUAUUGGUAGCAUUUAAAAAGGUCAAUCUUCCAAUCACUGAUCUGCAGAUGAAUGAAUUGACAGAAACUCUUGGUGAUCACACAAACCACAUCGGUUACAAAGUUCUUGCGCAAGCGCUAAAUGCCUGGAAAGAAGAAUUGCGGCAAGAAAACAGAAAUAAGCAUUUCAAGAAAGCUCCAGUGAAUAGCUUGCCGAAGAUUCCUGUAUCAACCAAUCUCGUAAAUGCAACGGCAUCCAUCGAGCAAGAUGGUAACGUACCCAGAUCUCCACAUGAGUUCAAGGUGCAAGCAGUCAAUCUGAGAGAAAGCAGGCCUUUUACAGCUGAAGAAUUGGAGCAACGAGAACCGAGGAAUCAAGAUAGAAGUAGAAUGUUAAAGAACAAUCAACUUCAAGAAGAUUUAAUGGAAAAAUGCCUACAUACGAGAGGAGUGGAGCAUUCCAUUGCCUGCCAUUCGUUAACAACUACAAUGGGAGGAGAAAUGGGAGAGGCAGCCAACACCUUUUACAAACAGUGCCUGAAGGACUACAGGAGAACUCUGAAAAUAUGUCAAUUACAUGACAUUGCACUCACUGAAAAUAUGUUAGUGAAAGCCUUACUUCACCCUGGAGACCUAGAGCAAAGUUUGAGGCAAAGACAAUCCGGGACUGGUGUAGUAUCUGAUAAUACUAAGAAGCAACGGCUUUCCACCAGGGAUUCUCAUACAAGUGACAACUUCAUCAAAGGAAAUAUCGGAACGUGUGAUAUCUUUGGACGCGAAGAAGGCCUUUUACAGAGUUGA